GCGACACUAAUGUCAGAGUUUAGAAAUCCUUUAUUAUAAUCUUUCUGCAAUAUGCGAUUGAUGUUAUCUAGGACUGAAUGAUCUUCGCUGAUCACCAUGUUGCAGAUAUAAAGCUUAGUAUUGUCAACUUCUAAGUCAGAAAGAUAAUCGUUUUCUAUGUAAGGAAGAAUCUGAAUUACGUCUAGCUGUAACGGGCUUCCCACCAACUUUCCUUUAUAAAAGGCCUCGAGAAAACAAUUGACUGUGUCGUCUUCAAUAUUGACGCAUGUUUUAAAAUAAGUUACAUUCGGCUCGUUGGAAUCGAUGUGCUCACGACUCUCCACAUUGUCACUUUGUCACUGUCAGUGAGUUUGCCUCAGAUGGUUGAACAUCAAAGCGGACUUCAGAUCCUUCAACGAGGUUAAUCCUUCCAAGGUCGUUAAAGUUUGGGAUCAAAGUGUAGUUUCCAGCCACCGUCAGUGGAGCACAUACUCAAAAAGUUAAAUGGACCGUCCCUUAGGUGUAUAUUCUUUAUUAUAGCAUUUUCACACACCAGUCAUGUACUUCGUGGCGCUCCUUGUCAUAUCGUGCGCUUCCCAUGUCAUUGCCUCUCCUUUCAACAAGUCAUUGACGCUGGGAUAUGACACAUCUUUGGAAAAUGACGAAGAUAAAACGUACCCUCCUGGUAUCAAAUUUCUCGGUGGUGGCUACGAUCUUAUUAAAGGAAAUCCGGACAAUCGUCGUUCAGAUAAUGCAGGUGCUGACCCAGGCCUUCAUCCUUCCAGAAGAAUCUUGCAUUUCACCAAAGGAGAUAAAAAAACAAUUCAGCGUGGAUUUGACUUAUACGAUGAAAUUKCCUAUACUCCCCGAAGUGCUUGUGUCAAAGAGAAAAGUAACAGCAUCGUGAAGGAUACCCAAAGCUACCAAAACGAACUUUCAGUUGGUGUAUCACUUGGAGCAUCGUAUGAAGGAGUCCUCGCUAAAGCUGCUUUUACGGCUAGUGCAG
Molecule: messenger RNA, 985 nt
Organism: Exaiptasia diaphana
Lineage: Eukaryota; Metazoa; Cnidaria; Anthozoa; Actiniaria; Aiptasiidae
Exons: 2
Source: RefSeq, a predicted model, not a curated record